AUGUUAAGAGAAAUUGCCGGAAAUUUUGUCCACAAUUUGUUUGGCUUGGAUAACACUAAUUGCAUUUUUGUUGAAACAAAUUCAUUUUGGUGUCAGGGAAAAGUAUCUUUAUCUUCAUUGACAACUUCAACGACAGAAGAAGAGGUGGAAGAGGAGGGAAACGAAAAGGAAGAGGAUGAAGAAAAUGAAGAAGAACAUAUUGGGGUUGAGGGAGGAAAGGAAAUGGAAGAAGAAAGGAGGGAGGAAGAGAAGGAAGAUAUAAAUGAAGCAAGGGAGGAGGAAGGAAUGGAAGUAGUAAAUGAAGAAGGGAAGGAAGAAGCAAAGUUUGGAAACGAAAAUAAUGAAAAAGAAAAACAACAAAAUCCUCAAACCUAUUCUGAUGGAAAUGCUUAUUUUUGUCGAAUGUGUGCUCAUCUAUUUGGUCAAAAAAGUGAUUGGACUAGUCAUUUAUGUAAUAAUAAAUACUUGAAAAAUGAUGAAGAAAAAGAACCUUUGGAAAUUCAGGUAGACUUGGAAGAGCAAUUCCCCACUUCUGGUUCCUUUAUUCCUUCUUAUUCAAAACUUGAUUUUUUAAAUAAAACAAAUUGUGAAUCAACAACAAUGUCUGCUUCUGUCUGUACAAAAUGUUUUGAAACAAAUUUUGCUUCACGUUCAGAAUUUCAUGAACAUUUAUUUAAAUGUGCUCUUUCUGAUACAAAUUAA
Molecule: messenger RNA, 702 nt
Organism: Meloidogyne enterolobii
Lineage: Eukaryota; Metazoa; Nematoda; Chromadorea; Rhabditida; Meloidogynidae
Source: the annotation of a GenBank genome assembly